AUGGAAAGGUACACAGGAUACGAUGGGUCUAUUGUGUGGGAUGCCGUGCACAAAAUAGGAAAAAACGACUCUCUGCUGCCCUCCCUGCUGAGUGGCGUGCACUGCUCUGUUACCAUCCAUCUGUGCUCCUUCUACAGCGAAGACCCGGACAACCGAAAGCUGUUCAUGAAUUACAGGCUGAUGUACAAGAGAGUUAAGCCAGAGCACAUGAAAAAUUUAAAAUUCACGCUGGAUUUGCUUAUUUCGCUGCUCCCUGUUGCCAUAGGGGACAUGGAAAGAAUUGCGAAAGGCGAAAAGGCUGCAGGCGCGGUGGCAGCUCUAAAAGGCUCGCUGCUUAGAAACAUGCAGCAUAGCUACGAUCCGUAUGCUGUGACAGCCGAGACUGUGGAAAGAUGUGCGGCAAUUUCCGGGCUGAUGGGGUGUGUGGACUGCAUGCGCUGCAGCGUCUGGGGAAGAGUCCAGUUUGCAGGCCUGCACUGCGCGCUGAACCUCCUGAGGAAGGCUAAAGGCGAAAGCGUUAGAAUAAGCGAUUUUGACAUAGUCUGUUUUGCAAACCUUCUAAACAGGCUGUCCGUGUCCACCACGCAGUACCAGAAGUACAUUUCCGACACAAUAAUAAGGCGCGACGAAGAUAUAAAGAGGCGGGAGGCCCAGGGAAGGGUUCUAAACACGGCAUACUCCUUGGUGGCAGCCCCACUCCUCCAGAGCAAGGCAGCUUUGAGGAAGAAAGUAUAG
Nematocida major is the source of this 735-nucleotide messenger RNA. RefSeq names its product ERO1-like protein alpha. Gene Ontology annotation, biological process: protein folding in endoplasmic reticulum. The record is from RefSeq and is a predicted model, not a curated record. Gene Ontology annotation, molecular function: thiol oxidase activity; protein-disulfide reductase activity; FAD binding. Lineage: Eukaryota; Fungi; Microsporidia. The coding region runs from base 1 to 735 and encodes 244 amino acids. The transcript has a single exon. Gene Ontology annotation, cellular component: endoplasmic reticulum membrane; endoplasmic reticulum.